AUGUCAACUCCACGUACCCACCCCAACCCCCAUCCUAGCCUCAUCCCACUUCUAUAUGAUAGUGCCCUCAUUCUGCAAUUGAAUGUUCAGUUUUUGCGCCACCGACCUCAGCCACUACGCCCACCGCUUUCUUACUCCACAGCUUUGUUCCACCGCUCUCCACCGCUAAAUACCCUUUUCAAUUAUUGCCACAGAGAGAGAGAGAGUGGAAAUGGUGAGAAAUUGAUACUAACAAUGGAGUCUGCUAAUAACGUUGUUGCGCCAUUUGUUAUGAAGACGUAUCAAAUGGUGAAUGAUCCAACGACAAAUGGAAUUAUUACAUGGGGAAGGGGUAACAAUAGUUUUCUUGUUGUGGACCCUUUGGAUUUUUCGCAUAGGAUUUUACCAGAAUACUUCAAGCACAACAAUUUCUCAAGCUUUAUUCGGCAACUCAAUACCUAUGGUUUCAAGAAGGUAGAUCCAGACAAGUGGGAGUUCGCAAAUGAGUGGUUUCUACGAGGGCAAACUCAUUUGUUGAAGAAUAUUUCGAGGAGAAAGCAUUCUAGUCAACACUACGUUUCUCUUCAUAAACAUGAAGAAAAUGAAGAUGAAGAGCUAUUUAAGGAAAUUGCAAAGUUAAAGCAAGAACAAAAGACCUUAGAACAAGAGCUUGAAGGCAUGAGUAAAAGGCUAGAAGCAACAGAAAGGAGACCACAACAAAUGAUGACUUUCUUAUACAAAGUUGUCCAAGAUCCCGAGAUAUUACCUCGCAUAAAUCUCAAAAAGGAAAAACUGAAAAGAUUGAGUUGUUGUAAUAACGGUGAAAAGAAGAGAAGGCUCAUUACAUCUUCAGCUACUUCAUCACAUUCUUUAUCAGAAAUGGAUUUGUCCAGCUUUUCUGUCAAGACCAAGUACGAGCAAGAAGGUGCUGCACAAGAAAAAAUAUCAAAAAUAUUCUCCGUGGAUGUAAACUUGGAUGUUGAUAAGGGUUAUCAGUCUUCUCCUUCGCUGGAGGCAUCAUCCCCCGAGUGGUUGAGCCGAACACCAGUUAUUGGUAUGCCUGUUAUCAAGCAAGAAUCUGAGAAUUGUGCCAGCAUUUCUAGUUCUUCGACAAUAGGCUUGUCUGGUGGGAAUGGAGGUUAUGUAGUUGCACCACCAGUUGACAGUAUUGCUUGGUGUAAUGAUAGGGGUGGAAUGAACACGAGUUACCCUGAAGGGAUUUUGGAUGGGAAGGAUGCUAGUCCGCCACUGCCAUAUCCAUUCUCUCUCUUCGGUGGUGGUCUUUAG
This is a messenger RNA of Fraxinus pennsylvanica, 1266 nucleotides long. NCBI's taxonomy places the organism in Eukaryota, Viridiplantae, Streptophyta, Magnoliopsida, Lamiales, Oleaceae. The record is from the annotation of a GenBank genome assembly.